Molecule: messenger RNA, 171 nt
Organism: Cetraspora pellucida
Lineage: Eukaryota; Fungi; Glomeromycota; Glomeromycetes; Diversisporales; Gigasporaceae
Source: the annotation of a GenBank genome assembly
AUGAAGUUAAAAAGACCAGAUUGGAUGGGUGCAAAAAAGCAAAAUAACUGUAAUAGAAAUUUGAGACCUAUAGUAUUUGAGUUAAAAAAAUUGAACAAACAUGAAAUAAAUUAUAUGAUAACAGAAAAGAAAUGCUUAGCAAUUAUUUUCAGUUAUAAUAUAAAUAAGUGA